Molecule: messenger RNA, 1881 nt
Organism: Periconia digitata
Lineage: Eukaryota; Fungi; Ascomycota; Dothideomycetes; Pleosporales; Periconiaceae
Source: the annotation of a GenBank genome assembly
GCAGCGAUUUCAACCUCCACGAUGCUUGUGAAUCCAUGUCUUUGUACUCCCGUCCUUACCUUAGCCUGUGGGAACAAACUGGAGCUGGAACACGGAGCACUUCAAUUUCUUUGUUGUCUAGCACGCACUACCCCGCCCCCAGAACCAACUCACAAUGGCCCUAGUGCCACUCCAACCGACUUGAACGCCCUAGAAAGCAUCUGCAAAGCCCUUAACAGCAAAGGUGUGCAAUCCGUGAUAUGGAACCCAAUCCCGUUUGCAAAGACCAUCGCAAAGCCUAAACUUCCGGGAUCACAUAUCGACGCAGAAUCAGUCAAGAGACAAAAGGAAGCAUGGAGAGUUGACGAGGCGAAUCGUUGGACCCAACUCUUGCAGCAAGGAAAAUGGAUAAUACGUAGUCCUCCGGCCAAAGACGAAGAUUUGUCGGACGCGCACGGGUUACUCGGUCCCUGGAAACACGGCGACGCGACGCCAUCAAAGGACGAGGCUAAAGCGAUUGGGAAAAAGAUCUGGUCUUGCCCGUUCUUGCUGCAGAAGUUUGACGUCGUGGUGCAUGAUCCUAAGCGCUUCGAGCCCGAGGUUCAGAUGAUUUACGAGGUCCUUGCUAUGUUGGGUGGGCUCACGGACGGCACUACGUUGAGAAUUGUAAUUGGAGAGCGGUGCUGGCCUUGGGUGGCAUUUGCGCCGCCCAUGGAUGGGCUGUCCGCAGCAUAUACUAGCAAUGUUCUCUCGCCAUUGUCCUCGCCGCUUUUUUCACCCCGUGUGCGAGGAGUUGACUCGGGGUGGAGUGAAGAGAAGGUUGCAAAUCUUCUUAAGAUGUGGCUGGUUUUGGAGAAGGAGAUAAUGAGCGCGGGUGCUGUGGACAUGCUACGGACACAUUGGCCCUUGUCUCAUCUUUUGACACACAGUGCUGUGGAGGCCCUUCGUGACGCGAGGAAGACACUGAUGAAGAACGUCGCGGAUAGGACGAGACCGGAUGGUGGCAAGCGUAGGGCGCGGGAGGAGAGAAAGGGGGAUAAGCUACGGAGGCGGUCUGAAUGGGACAAGGCGUACAACGAAUGGCAACAAGACUUACAGUGGCAAGACGAGGAUGAUCAAGAGCUCGAGGAGAUGCUAGUCCUGCAAAGAAGAGGAUGGUGGGAUAAACUAGAGAAACUCGGCGCGGGCAACAUAGUAAACCAAAUCCACAAGCAAGAAGUAAAGGGCCAAAAAGUCGCAAUCUCUUUCCAACUGGGAGACCAAGUACCACAAUCCCUGGAUAACGAAAGCGAAACCGCAUCCACAAUCCUUACGCCUCAAUCCGUUGAUCAAUUCACACUCGGAGAGCCCAGCCAGCAUGCUUCUGGGGGGGAUAAGGAGGAGGAGCAGCAGCAUGCCUAUAACGACGUCGAGCCUUUCCCACACGUAACUGCCAUAAGCUUCCCCAUCCCCGUCCGCACGCUAUCCUCGCCUCAACUCCUCACCUAUCUCUUCUUCCUCCAACACAUCAUUCUCUUCGCCACCGAAAACCCGUCAGAAUACGUAGCCCCGUCAGUCUCGUUCCUCGGCGACAGAGUAACCAUCCCACACCAACCUCUCGCAACCGGUCUCCAUCGAGCAGCGCUUUUUGUCGGGCUGAAAGAAGCAAUGGCCACUGAGCUGGUGAACUUGGUAGAGAACAGCGAAAGAAGAGGGGGCGUUGAUAAAGUGGCGAGAGAGGAGCGUAGGUACGAGAGAGGUAGACGGGGUGGUUUCGAGGGGAUCUCGGCGCUGGUGGAUAGGAGGCGGGAUAUGGGGAGGGCGGGGAUGAGGAGUUGGGUGAGGUGGUAUGAAGAUGCUGGCGGGUUUCAUGUGCCUCGCAGGAGGUCACUUCUUCGACUUUUGGAAGCGAGUGAGAGGUAG